UCUCCCUGAUGGGAAACUGCAUUCUGCUACUUGUUGCAUAUCACAAGCGGUCGACCUUGAAGCCGGCAGAGUUCUUCAUAAUCAAUCUCUCUAUCAGUGACCUUGGGAUGACGCUGUCUUUAUUCCCCUUGGCAAUACCAUCAUGUUUUUCACACAGGUGGCUGUUUGGAGAAAUCACCUGUCAGCUCUACGCCAUGUGCGGCGUACUGUUUGGUCUUUGCAGCUUGACCAACCUCACAGCCCUCUCCUUCGUCUGCUGCCUUAAGGUCUGCUUCCCAAACCACGGUAACAAGUUCUCCUCCUCACAUGCCCGCCUCCUGGUGGUUGGAGUGUGGUGCUACGCGUCUGUGUUUGCCGUGGGGCCGCUGGCACAGUGGGGACGUUACAGUGCCGAGCCCUAUGGCACAGCCUGCUGCAUUGACUGGCAUGCACCCAACCACGAGCUUUCAGCUUUGUCUUACAUCGUCUGCCUUUUCCUAUUUUGCUAUGCACUGCCCUGCACCGUCAUCUUCCUCUCCUACACCUUCAUCCUGCUGACAGUGCGGGGCUCGCGUCAGGCCGUCCAGCAGCAUGUGUCACCGCAGACCAAGACCGGCAAUGCACACGCUCUCAUUGUCAAGCUGUCAGUAGCAGUGUGUUUCGGCUUCCUGGGCGCCUGGACCCCAUACGCUGCUGUGGCCAUGUGGGCGGCUUUCGGAGAUGCCACACGAGUUCCUGCUGCAGCCUUCGCCCUGGCCGCUAUAUUCGCCAAAUCUUCCACCAUCUACAACCCUGUGGUCUACCUGCUGUGCAAACCCAACUUCCGCGAGUGCCUCUACAGAGACACGUCCAUGUUACGACAGAGGAUCUACAAGGGAAGUCCCCAGUCGAAUCCGAUAGAAUGCCUGGGAUCUAACUCACAGCACAAUAAGGACACGUGUAUCUCCACGCGGUUCUCGAACGGACAGCAGGAGAGCUACGGGGCGUGUCUGCACUGCACUGAGAACGCAGCUCUGUGCCACGUGACACCGGCCCAGAGAACCGCCAGCAUCCUGACUGGAUCCACCUGCAGAGAGGUGACAGUUAGCCAGCUCUCAGCCACACCACAGGCGGACUUCCUAUAGAAUGAAGAAAAACUAGAGGUGCACAAACAACAAAAACAAUAACUUCAACUAUGUGUGCGUCACAAAGACUUCACAGCAUGACAACACUUACAAGGACCUCUAAUGUGGCUCGUAAGUGGCCCCGUUAUUCUGUGAUGCCCUAGAUUCCCAUAAAUCGAUAGUUCUCACAUCUGCAGAGGAGUUUCGCCACAGAAGAUGAUUAAUAUACAGACGCCUUCCUCUGUGUUGCCUCAUGUCCCGAUUCUUUCUAAUGCACUGUAACUUAACAGGAUUCUGCAGGAGCAGCAAAUGAGACAGGAGGACCCCUGCUGGCUUCAAGGGUCAUGAGGCGAAUGAGCAGCACAGUUGCUCUCUGUUCAAAGUUGUGAAAGUACUGAGAAUUUCUCGCAAACAGCAGGAACAUCCAGCUCAACAUGAGGAUAAUUGGUGUUUAAUAACUGGUGCACACAAAACAAAUAAGGAAGAAUUGUUUGCAGCCACUCUUGUGAUUGCAGGACUAACAGAAUAAUAUGCAACAAAUCAAAAUCCAGUUUUAUAAAUGAAAUUGUAACUAACUGUAUCUGUUAAAGAUGUUUAACUGGUUCUUAACCAGUCAAACUUGAGUUUCUAUGGAUGUCUGGAAUCUAUUGCAAUGUCAAUGUCAAUUUUAUUUAUAUAGCACAUUUAAAAGAACUUGACAAAACAAAACUUACCGGAAAAUACUUGAGCAUAAACCUGUGUGAUAGGACGGCCUAAAAUUACAGAAAGUUUAUUAAAUGUGCACUUUAGCUUCUCCUUUGGGGAGCUGUCAUGUCGUGAGGAAUGAAUCAAUAAACAUUAGCACUUCAAACCUACAGGGUCCAAGUGAUUCAGUAUCUGUCAUGAUGUCGUGGCUCGACUGGGCCACGUUGCUCAUAGUUACUAAGUCCGAUAAAACUGAGUUAUUAAUACAUUUCUGGGGGAAAUCUAACCUGACGAAAGACUAGAAUAAAUCUGACGAGGUAAAUUUCCCCUCAUGUUUAAGCAUGAGCCCUAAAAGAGAUUCAGACGUACGUUGUGGGACCUCUCUCCUCCGCAGACCACUUGGGUGCAAAACUUAAAUUAACCCGGAUUAGACCUUGGUAGAUGAAUAUUAAAUGGGCUCAUGUUCUGUAAGGAAAAGGAAAAACUGCAUUUACUCAAAUUUUCCUCUUCUAUUUUAGGACCAUGAGUACUUUUUUAAAACUGGAAACAAAAGGAAGCAGAUGAAGUUCUUAUGUCUUUUUUAAUAGAAAUUACCAUUUGGACAACCUGGGAAAAAAUGGGUUUCCAAAGUAGUUGAUAUUCAAUUCCGUUUUUCUGUGGUAAUGUGCUGUGUGGCUUCAUGUUUAUGUAAAGCAAAAAAGUACUGUGUCUUAUGCAGCUAUAUUUCCUGAUGAAUUAAAAAAAAACGUUCAUAACCGGUCUUGUCAGAUUAAUUUGGAAUUCCAGAUUGUUUUCAAACUAGAGGGAGGGCGAGGUUUUGGACAUCAAACAAAUUAUAAAAGGAAAAUAUAAUUUGAAUGUAUAAAAUACACCUGAGUUAUUUCUUUUCAUGUCUAACUUGACAAGAUGUUCAUUAGCUUCAGGGCACACCAUGUUCAAAACUAAUUUGCAAACUAAUUUUCUACAGUGGAGAGAAUUGACAUGAUGGGCAGUCCCUUGGUGUUGUGGGUAUAAAACUCCUUGGCUUGUGUGCAUCACUUCAAAAGGCUGAAACACAUCUCACUUGAUUUUUAAUUAACAAAAUCGGAAUCAUGAAACAAUUGCACAUCAUAUUUCACCUGUUCAUAGGUAUCAGCAAUCCACACGAACAGAGCCAACAGAAUACUUAA
This is a messenger RNA of Platichthys flesus (European flounder), 2935 nucleotides long. Its product is annotated as opsin-5-like. The record is from RefSeq and is a predicted model, not a curated record. NCBI's taxonomy places the organism in Eukaryota, Metazoa, Chordata, Actinopteri, Pleuronectiformes, Pleuronectidae. Gene Ontology annotation, molecular function: G protein-coupled receptor activity. The transcript has 4 exons. The coding region runs from base 9 to 1103 and encodes 364 amino acids. Gene Ontology annotation, biological process: G protein-coupled receptor signaling pathway; visual perception. Gene Ontology annotation, cellular component: membrane.